UAUUUAACCAUCAAAUGUAGUAUUGAUCAUCCGAAAUUCAAACGAGUUCAGUUACUGAUGCACUUUAGCUUUGUAGUUUAACUGCUUUAAAGGAAGGCUUAUUUGCUAACAAUAAAUUUAAUCUCUAAUGCACUUCAAGGGAUCAACCAGGAAUGUUUACUUACACGAUUGUGAGAUUCUUAAGUAUUUUCUGAUUGGUGAGAACUUCCAUAAAAGAACUAUUUUAUGAUUUUCUUCAUUCUGUACUCCAGUUACACAGCAAGAUGACAUUUCUUACAUUGAAAAAGAUGAAGAUUUAAUGUUGCCUGAAAUACUUUUGUCACCAAUUCAGUGCCAUCAACGAAGUACAGCAUCAAAUCUAUUACUUCUAAAUCGUAAUUCAAACUAUGAUAUUAACUCGGCAUCUAGUCAUUUUGAUUUCAUCAUGGGUUUGUUUACAAGACUGCCAUUUAAAAAAGCUAAUUGCAAAGAUAGCAACAAUUCAAAUUUUGAUACAGGUCGAUGCUCAAAUUCUUCAUUUGAAUCAAAUGACAUAAUAAGCGUAUUAGAAGCAAAUUUUAAUACAAUAAGUAUAAUAAAUGAAGAUUUUAAUAUAUCCGACCCUGAAGCCCAUUCUUCUAAAACUGGCUCAGAACCUAUUCUGGAUCAGAAUCACUCAAAUAUUGAGACUCUUUCAGUUUUUAAGCAUCAGCAGUUAAAUCAAGACAAAGAAUCUUUUAAAGAGUGCGGCUGUUGUAGUAAAAUAUCUUCCAGUUCUUCACCAAUACACGCAGCACAUUCAAUAAUUAAACUUGAAAAGGUUGACAUCUUGGAAGAGCUUCACAAAAGAAAUUGCACUGCCACUUUAACUCUUUUGUUAUCAUGUCUUAAUCCAGAAGAUCUUCUGAAAGUUUCUUGUGUGAGUAAAGUAUGGCAUACAAUAGUUUUUGAGGAUGUCGGAGCCAGCAAAAAGAAGAAGUAUUAUUUAAAGAAAAAGAAAGAACUUAGGGAAGGCCCUGAGAAAGAGAAUAAGCUGAAAACCUGUCCUGAAAGUGGAAGUCGAAGAAAAUCACUUCUUACUCCAUUAAAUCAAAGCACUGAACUUGCACAGGAUGUCAGUUAUACAACUACCACAGAAAAAACAAAAUUUGAUUCCUUUAUUGAGGAAGGAAAGAAUCUCAGAAGCUGUGAUGUACUCUUGAAGUGCCCAAAAUGUAACUUUCCUGCCAAAAGUAAAAAGGAAAAGAAGUAUUGUUGCACACGAAAUUCAUGUCAGUAUGCGUUCUGUAAAGAGUGCAGUGGCCCUUAUACUUUGUUACAUGUUUGCCAUAAAAACAGUUCAGAUGUCAAGGAAAGGAAAAUUGUUAUUGGUAGUCCUCAAAGUAAGAGAAAUUUGAGGCGUUUAAGAUAGGCCUUAGUGUACUGAUUGACUGACAUGUGGCUUUUAUUCAUUUCUUAUGUUUUCAAUGCAAUACUUUUUUCUUCUUUUUUUCUAAUUAAUUUGUGUCUUUGAAUUCUCUAGCUGUGAUAAACUGAACUGUUUUCCUGUGAUCUCUCUAAACUGUUCAGCUGUGAUAAGAAAAUAAUGUUACUAUAUCUUUUAUAAAUAUUUUUACAGUUUCUAUAUUUUUCAUAAUGAAUUUUUUUUCAGUACUCUUUCAGUCUGCUGUGAAUUUUAUUGAACAGCUUAUAUGAUUGAGAAAAUGCUCCUUUCAGUCCACCAUUUCAAUUAAAUGAAUUAUGUGUAUAUUAAGUUAACAUAUAUUUUUUAUGUAUAUUGUGCAAUUUUUAAGUACUUUAAAAGAUCUUUUGUAGUUCAGUAUUUAUUCUGUGACUCUGAUGAGGGUAUUUUAAUAUUUCUAUGUGUUAAAUAAUUUUUACAUUUACAAAAUUGCUUUUAUGAUACAUUUGUAUUGUAUCAUUUUAAAAAUUUUUGUUGUGAAUUUAUUUUGAACAGUACUGAAAUGUUUAACACCUUCAUUAUUUUAUAUGUGUCUUGAUGUGUGAAUUUGUUUGUAUGUCUUUAC
This is a messenger RNA of Stegodyphus dumicola, 2006 nucleotides long. Its product is annotated as F-box only protein 43-like. Gene Ontology annotation, cellular component: nucleus. The record is from RefSeq and is a predicted model, not a curated record. Gene Ontology annotation, biological process: negative regulation of meiotic nuclear division; regulation of mitotic nuclear division. Gene Ontology annotation, molecular function: protein binding. Lineage: Eukaryota; Metazoa; Arthropoda; Arachnida; Araneae; Eresidae.